AUGAAGUCACCAGACAGACUCGCGCUGCUCUUAGCAGCAGCAGCAGCAGCAGUUCCGGUGGCAGCCUUUACAAACACCAAAGUCGACUUCUUCAUGCGCAAGAACAUCGAUCCCAUCGUCAUCCCGGGCCAGUACAAGAGCCACAUGCACAGCUUCUUCGGCAGCGACGCGGUGAGGGUGAACAUGAGCUCGACGGCCGAGUUGCAAGAGGGAUGUUCUACGGCGCAGAACCCGAAUGAUUUUUCUGUAUAUUGGAUCCCUACCCUCUACCACGUCCAAGGCGAAACCCGAACGCCCAUCGAACCGGUCUCGUUCGUAGCCUAUUACAACUUUGACAAGGACCCGGCCGAGGUGCCCAUUCCGCCCAACUUCUCCGUCGUGGCGGGCAACUCCAGGGCCUCGACGGAAGCGGACCUGAUCCCCGGUUCCGACGUGACCUGGCUCUGCCAGAACCAGGCCUUCGACGCGGGCGGGAAAGAACAUUCCCAGUUCCCGCAGAACACGUGCUCGACUUCGUUACAGGCGGUCCUCUGGUUCCCAGACUGCGUCGACGAAACUACCCUUAAGUCCGCAUACUCUGACAAGAAGACGGGGGCGUGUGCGGGUGGGAUGAAGAGGAUGCCGCAGCUGCGUUUUAGUAUACGCUACGACACCAAGAAAGCGAUCCCCGAAGGCUGGAAGGGCGGGGACCCGCCGAUCGAGCUCGCUCUAACGAUGCCGAUGGGGUAAUGCUCCUAAACAUUGGAAGAAAAGUAUUCGAAAUAGGAAUCAAUGUCGUCUCGCGUCGGGGCCCUCGGGAGUCGGGAGCACCCAGUUUAGCUCCAUGCGGACGGGUAUCCGGCCGAAAAAAAAAAAAAAAAAAGACCUCGAGGCUUGCCGCUUGGCCCUGCCAUCGCUGGGGCACGCCUCGAUCGAGCAAAAGGCCGUGGUUGCUCCUUUCACUCUGGCGUAGUGGGUGGUGAGUGAGCGCUGAGCCCUGCGUCAUAAAUGGAGCCUGCCCACUCCACCCCAAGGCUAAGCCGGGGGCAGCCACCGAGAGAUGGAAGGCCAAGACGGUUCUCGAGUUGAAGGAGGGUUGACGAGUGGGUGGGUGGUUACGUUUGCUGGCAUGGCUGAGAAGUCUUGG
This is a messenger RNA of Colletotrichum scovillei, 1126 nucleotides long. RefSeq lists its product as uncharacterized. NCBI's taxonomy places the organism in Eukaryota, Fungi, Ascomycota, Sordariomycetes, Glomerellales, Glomerellaceae. The transcript is spliced from 3 exons. The record is from RefSeq and is a predicted model, not a curated record. The coding region runs from base 1 to 729 and encodes 242 amino acids.